Molecule: messenger RNA, 660 nt
Organism: Lichtheimia ornata
Lineage: Eukaryota; Fungi; Mucoromycota; Mucoromycetes; Mucorales; Lichtheimiaceae
Exons: 7
Coding region: 1-660 (219 amino acids)
Biological process (GO): vesicle-mediated transport
Cellular component (GO): membrane
Source: RefSeq, a predicted model, not a curated record
AUGUCACUGAUUUACGCUGUUGUUGCCAAUGGCGCCACGGUCCUUACUGAACAUACCAACAGCAAUGGAAACUUUGGACAAGUGACCCAGGCCAUUCUCGAAAAGAUUCCCCCAACCAAUUCCAAGCUUACUUAUGUCUAUGGAAGCCACUUGUUCCACUAUAUUUGUGAAGAUGGUCUCACCUAUAUGUGCAUGGCCGAUGAUUCGUUUGGUCGUCGUAUCCCAUUUGCUUUCUUGCAAGAUAUCAAAGAACGGUUUCUCGAGCGAUAUGGCAAGGAUCGUGCAUUAGAAGCCCCUCCAUACGGUUUGAAUGAAUUCUCCCGUGUGCUCUCCAAGCAAAUGGAAUUCUUUUCUUCCAAUCCAAGCGCUGAUAGGUUGAAGCAAGUCCAUGGUGAAAUUGAACAAGUCAAGGAUGUGAUGGUUCACAAUAUCGAACGUGUGCUGGAGCGAGGAGAACGCAUUGAAUUGCUUGUGGACAAGACCGAUACCCUUAAUCAACAUGCAUCAGGCUUUAAGAAGCGUAGUACACAAGUCAAGCGUUCCAUGUGGUGGAAGAACAUGAAGAUUGUUACCAUGAUUAUCUUGUUAUUGAUUGUGAUUGCGUACUUUAUUGCAACUUCUGUGUGUGGAUUCCCAGCUUUCCAAGCCUGCUUUUCUUGA